AUGUGUGGAGAACAGGUCGGAAGCACGGUGCCUCCCAAGUCCCUCCAUACCUACGCUAUGAAGCUUUGGCGAGAGUGGGAUGAGGAUCAGUCUAAUUUCAUCGACUUCGCUGAGUUCAUCCACCACAUGAAGAUCUUCGACAUGCAUCUGUUGAAGAGUGCUCUGCGUGAGGAGUCGAAAGCAGCCGACACGUUUGAGACUUAUAAGAACCCCAACAGUGGAAAGCUGGAUGAAGACGGAUUGUUCGAGAUUAUGGUGGCCAACAACUUCCUCGUUACCACUACCACCGAUGCUGAGAACAUACUCGCUCAAGUAGGAGACGGCAAAUCUCUAUCGAAAGAAGAAUUCCUUCGAUGGAUCAAUGAAGAUUGA
Molecule: messenger RNA, 372 nt
Organism: Perkinsus marinus ATCC 50983
Lineage: Eukaryota; Perkinsozoa; Perkinsida; Perkinsidae
Exons: 4
Coding region: 1-372 (123 amino acids)
Molecular function (GO): calcium ion binding
Source: RefSeq, a predicted model, not a curated record